This is a messenger RNA of Microsporum canis CBS 113480, 1050 nucleotides long. RefSeq names its product deoxycytidylate deaminase. The record is from RefSeq and is a predicted model, not a curated record. Gene Ontology annotation, molecular function: hydrolase activity; zinc ion binding. NCBI's taxonomy places the organism in Eukaryota, Fungi, Ascomycota, Eurotiomycetes, Onygenales, Arthrodermataceae. The transcript is spliced from 7 exons. Bases 1 to 1050 code for a protein of 349 amino acids.
AUGUUGGUUGGUAUCUGUGGAGGCAUAUGUGCCGGGAAGAAGGCCGUUGCCAACUUCCUGGUAAAGAAUCACGGCUUUCAGCAAAUUAGUAUUGCUCCAGGAAACCAUCAGACCAUCGUUGAGGAGCAGUUCGAGCAGCUUUCCCUCACCAGCUCUCCCAACCCAUCAGCCCAGUCUUUCGAGACAGUUGAUGAACUAAUCAACUUUGUGACCCCAAGAUGGAGAGAACUUUGGGUAACCACGGACAUACCGGAUGAUGCUGCGCUAGAACGUCUUCUCUUGCGGCCGUUUUUCUUGCUGAUUAGCGUUGAUGCUCCAAUUACUCUGCGCUGGCGCCGUUUCACCGAUAGGUGCUGGAGAAAACAGCUAGAGCCCCCAGACCUCGAGAAGUUCGUGUUAAUUAGCGACCAUAGCCAGUACGAUCCUAAAAUUGGUGUUUCCUAUCUAUUAGAUCGCGCCCAUGUUCGUCUGUUUAAUACAUCUUCUUCGUUAAACGAGCUGCAUGCUGCAUUGAACUCGCUUGAUUUGCUUAAUAUCCAACGUCUACGGCCCGCCUGGGACCAAUACUUCAUGCAGCUGGCAUCGCUAGCGGCACAGCGAAGUAACUGCAUGAAACGGCGGGUGGGAUGUGUUAUUGUCAAAGACAACCGAGUUAUGUCCACCGGAUACAAUGGAACUCCCCGAAAAAUGAAAAACUGCAAUGAGGGCGGAUGUCCUCGUUGCAACUUAGGGCAGGCCGGGGGGACGGUUCUAUCAACCUGCCUCUGCAUGCAUGCUGAAGAAAACGCUUUACUUGAGGCUGGACGACAGAGAAUUGGAGAAGGAUCUAUUCUCUACUGUAACACCAGCUGUCCGUGUUUGACCUGCAGUGUCAAGAUAGCCCAGCUUGGCAUAUCAGAAGUCGUCUACUCCCAGGGAUAUCACAUGGAUAGCGAUUCAGCAGCAGUGUUGAAGGAAGCAGGGGUUAAGCUCCGCCAAUUCUCGCCUCCUUGCAACCGUCUGAUCGAUCUUAAAGGGCUGGAUAUAAAGAUCUCCAAGCCUGAACAUUAA